GCAACGUCUGUCAUCUCUAGACGCUGCUCUACUUCCAGCUUAGUUUUCUCCUUUUUUAAGUGUUUUAUUCGUGUUUUCCUCUUGGACAAACUUUCUAUCGUGCCCCAGUUGGAAUUAAUAGCGGCAUAUAAUAUCGAGGGAAACACCCCGAAACGAGUCAAAUCAAAGGCAUCAUGGCGAGCCAACGGCCUCCCUCCAGCAGACCGAUGAGUCGUAGUGGAUCUGGAGUUUCUGGUAUGGGAAGACCUCCAACAGCUAUCCGACCUCCACCUACCGCCAUCCGUGUCGCAACUGCGUUAGUUCCAGGUACCAGUGGUCAGCCUGGUAUGAGGGGGGGCAUCCCAAACCCUGGAGUCUUGUCGGCACCCAUCAAAGUGACUGACCGGCCUGUAACCCAGCAGGGCCUCAGUGGGAUGAAAACUGGCAUGAAAGGGCCCCAGAGACAGAUUCUUGAUAAGUCCUACUACCUAGGCCUCCUCAGGAGUAAGAUGAAUGAGUUGACCACAGAGAGCAGCAAACUACGCAAAGAGAUUGACAACUACAACCAGGAGAACUCAGUGUACCUCUCCUACGAGAAGAGAGCUGAGGGUCUUGCUGCAGAGAUUAAGGACCUGCAAGGCAAGCUUGCUGACUACAACAUGCUGGUGGACAAGCUCAACACUAACACAGAGUUAGAGGAAAUGAUUAACGACUACAACACGCUGAAAGCUCAGAAUGACAGCGAGGCACAAAGUAUUGACAGUAUCUUCACUAGGAGGAGAGAACGAGAGGAGGCUAUCAGGGCCAUAGAGGAGGAGAUCAGGAGGGAAUGGAGAGUUGCUGAUGAGGUAGUCCAGGCAAUGCCGGCUCCUAAACAGGACAAAUAUUUCACCAUGACAGCGGCCAAUGAGGAACUGCUGCAGGAACUGGCUGUCUUCCAGGAAGAGCUGGACAUCCUGGUAACCAAGAAGGAGGCUUAUGAAGUGGAACUUUCACACUCACAGAUCAAACAGGAAGUGGUUCGACUACACGAGACGCUGUUGGCUCUGGAGACAAAGCGCGAUGCCAUGAAGGCCGAGCACAAGAGCUUGGGCACCCCCAAGGAGGAGAGGGAGAAGUUGUUCCUGCAGGUGAAGGAGGACAACCAGGAAAUAGCAAGCAUGGAGAGACAACUGACUGAGAUCAGGGACAGGACCGGUCAGAUUACAGAGGAGCUCCGACACCUGGAUCAGGACUUAGAGGCAGCUCAGGGGGAAUGCCAACAGAAGUACAAGGAGCUGAAGAGGAAGGAUGAGGAAAUCGACCGGUUUCUGGAGUCAUUUGAGGUGUCUAAGGCUCAGGAGCUGGAGAAGCUGACCCACAGUGAAGAGAACAUUGUUUCACUCCUGGAGCACUGCAGCAGGAACAUGCUGCGGCUGCGUGAAAUGGAUACAGUGACCGCCAACGAGCUGAGGAACAUCCAGGAAGUGCUGGUCAGUAAGGAGACGGAGGUGGUCCAGUCAGAGAGCACUGCCAGAGGACUGACUGCAGAGUCCCAGCGCCUCCAGCAGGACCUAGAGAAGGUGCAGCAGCUGGAGGGGAAGAUCUCCGGAGAACUCGGCACCCUGAAGGAGCAGGUCAGCACCAUGGAGGCUGAGCUGCACACCUACAGAGACCUGGACACCCUGAGGAACACAGCUGAGGAGAAGAGGAAGAGACUGCUGGAGGACCGGGUGUCGCUGGCGCAGCACAGAGAUUCAUUUGGACAGCUGCUGGAGGAGAUGAACCGGAAACAUGAUGCUCUGAAGACCAAACUGCAGGAAAAUGAGACACACUCUCAGCUGGCUAACCUGGAGAGAAAGUGGCAGCACUUGGAGCAGAACAACUUUGUAAUGAAAGAGUUCAUCGCCUCCAAGUCUCGAGAGAGCAACUACAAGCCUGUCGUCAAGAACGUCGACCAGCAGGUGGACGACUACAACAAGAGUCUGAUCAAGUUGCUGCAGAACAGCAAGAGUUAAACUUCAUCCAGCUUGUUCUUUCCAAAUGGCCCAACCACAGUGAUCUUCCUUUUCAGGCGCUCCUGAGAGGUGAAGGAAAUGUCAUGUGACAGCGUGCAUCCUUUGGUUCUUCCCUGGGCCUCCACUGGUUGGCUUUCUCAUUUAUCCAUCACCCAGGUCUUAGAAAAUAUUUCAUAUUUUGCUGCUUGCUGGACAUUUUCUGUCAGAAAAUCACGUGCAGCGGGACAAAUUUAGUAAGUUACUUGUGUAUGAGGAUGAGGAAAGGUGAACGUUUUAGCUCUAAACACAGUCACCACGGUGUGAAUGUGUCUGCAUGUUCUUUGAUGGAUUUUAACUACCGGGUCAAAAGUGGCCCGAAGAUAAUCUUUGUUCCCAAUACUGUAGUUUCCAUAGAAAUAUGAAUAAAGACAAUGUUUCCCUGUUAUUUUGUUUUGUAGUUGAACAGUUUUGGGUCAUUUUUGACCCGAAGACAACAGGAGAGCAAAUCCUUAAACCCUCCUACAAGAUUCUGCAACUUUUUUAACUUUUAUUUCAACUGUGACACAAAUAUUUCCAAAAACCUUUUAGUCAGUUUUUUUUAAACCUAACGUACUCGUUCCUCAUGUCUGAGGCAUUUUGCACCCUUUGCUGAAAAUGCUAUAAAAUCUGUUUUUUCUGCCAUUUAUUAUAUGGAAAAUAAUUUUUUCAGUCAAUAAUUCAGAUAUUUAAACUUU
Molecule: messenger RNA, 2689 nt
Organism: Melanotaenia boesemani (Boeseman's rainbowfish)
Lineage: Eukaryota; Metazoa; Chordata; Actinopteri; Atheriniformes; Melanotaeniidae
Gene: ift74
Product: intraflagellar transport 74
Exons: 21
Coding region: 174-1976 (600 amino acids)
Biological process (GO): intraciliary transport involved in cilium assembly; cilium assembly
Cellular component (GO): centrosome; cilium; intraciliary transport particle B
Molecular function (GO): beta-tubulin binding
Source: RefSeq, a predicted model, not a curated record